Canariomyces notabilis is the source of this 1314-nucleotide messenger RNA. Its product is annotated as WD40 repeat-like protein. Gene Ontology annotation, molecular function: protein binding. Gene Ontology annotation, cellular component: nuclear pre-replicative complex. Lineage: Eukaryota; Fungi; Ascomycota; Sordariomycetes; Sordariales; Chaetomiaceae. The record is from RefSeq and is a predicted model, not a curated record. The coding region runs from base 1 to 1314 and encodes 437 amino acids. The transcript is spliced from 2 exons. Gene Ontology annotation, biological process: rRNA processing; DNA-templated DNA replication.
AUGCUCACCGAAGAAUUCGUCUCGACAAUUUGCGGACCUCCUCUCUCCUCCAAUACUGCUGUUGCAAAGGAUGUUGGCAUUUACUGUCAUACACUCAGCCCCACCUACUCAGUCAAGUCGACAUUUAAAAAGAGUUCGGUCCCAGUGAACUGCCUGGGCGUGAGCGACACACAUGUCUUCGCAGCUCAGCACGAGAAAGCCUAUGUGCAUGUCUACUCCAGGAUACGCGGGAACCAGGAGGCUUUCGUUGCCUUUCCAGAAAGGAUAAGAUGCCUCACGCUUGCCGGCGACGUGCUUGUCAUGGGGACAACAGAAGGCCGGCUGAUGCUCUGGGAGACAUGCACUGGCCGACUAGUGUCGACUCCUGCUCGCCACGUUCAGGCAGUAUCCUGCGUGGUUGCAACGCCCUACCACAUCCUCACUGGGUCCGAUGAUUCAGAUAUCCACGUCUGGUCUCUUCCACAGUUGCUCGAGCUUGACUCUACCGCAGAGCACGAACCAAAGCGGAGCCUCUCUAACCAUAGGGCGGCCAUUAUGGCGCUCUCGGCUAGCACGAAUGCUAGUAGCGACACAAAUUUCUGCGUGUCUGCAAGCAAGGAUAAGUCGUGUAUCAUCUGGAACUACCAGACCGGCGACGUGUUGCGGACACUGCUCUUCCCUAGUACUCCCCUCUGUCUCUCCCUCGAUCCAUCUGCAAGAGCACUUUGUGUAUCCUGCGAUGACGGCUCGCUCUACUUGGCAGAGUUGUUUGCCUCAAAGCCCCUGUUGGGGGCCCAGUCUGAAGAUGCCUCGACGGUGGAGCAGAUAUCCUCCCCGUUCGGCGCGACUCAAUCAGAUGUUGGACCCGCCUCUUGCCUGAGCUUUAGCUAUGACGGCACUAUGCUGCUUACCGGGCAUCCGAGGGGCCAAAUCUUGAGGUGGGACAUAGCAGAAAACAAGUCGCCUGUAGAACUAGCUAACCUCAACGCCGCCGUCACCAAUAUCGCCUUUAUCUCGCCAUUCCCAACGCAUAGGCCGACAAAGACGGUGACCAUCACCAAGCCCACACAGGCGGAGCGGAUAUACACCUUCACCGGCCAGUUCGAGUCAUACUCAGCUCCCGAAACCAGAUUUGACUCGCUUCUCGGCGCAACCAGUUUCCCGCAAGACACGCUGGAGAGCGCAAUAGCAGCCUUCUAUCAGCCGGCUGCUGAGUCCGCCGGAGAUCAGGAGUUGCAGAGGCAGAAUGAGGAGCUCUGGGAGAUCAUCAACGAGCAGCGAGCACUCCAGAAGCAAACACUCCAGCGAUACGUUGAAGCGAAGUCCAAUCGGUAA